AUGGAAACGUCGGGCGUCGCGCAGGCCAUCGCUGACGUCUUCACCGACAUCAGCGACGCCAUCGGCGGAAAGGCGGCCGCGUUCGUGGCGAUUUACAUUACGACCGCGUUCCUAUCCGAGAUCGUGAGCAACAACGCGGCCGGCGCGCUUAUGUACCCCAUAGCCGCUCGGCUCGGGGACGCGCUCGGGGUCGUGCCAUCGCGUAUGACGAUUGUGGUCAUGCUGGGGGCGUCGGCUGGGUUUACGCUUCCGUACAGCUACCAGACCAACCUGAUGGUGUUUGCCGCCGGCGACUACCGCUUCCUUGAGUUUGCCAAGUUCGGCCUCCCGUGCCAGCUGUUCAUGAUCGUUUCGGUGAUCAUCAUCUUCGCGCUAGAGGAUACGAUCUGGGCGUCGAUUUCCAUCGCCGUUGCGCUUUUCGCGGCGAUCCUUGCGGGCCCUUUGCUCUGGGUUGUUCUCCCCGAGUCUACGAAGGAUCGGCUCCGUUUCUGGGGGCCCAAAGUGAAGGCACAAUAUGUAAGGGCUCCCGAAUUGACGAACGGGAAGAUUGUCGAUUAGGGCCGUCGAUUAAAGCAGCGGGAACGAGAAACUGGAAGGGUUGCGUUGAGAUGUAGGGUUGCGACAUUCCAGAGUUCUAACGUUUAUUAUUGUACGUACUAUUUUACUAGGAUGAAGUACGUACUAUUUACUUGGAUGAACUUACACUAGUGCAUGAUCGGUCGACUCGAAAGUUGCUGAUAUAAC
Klebsormidium nitens is the source of this 744-nucleotide messenger RNA. The record is from the annotation of a GenBank genome assembly. NCBI's taxonomy places the organism in Eukaryota, Viridiplantae, Streptophyta, Klebsormidiophyceae, Klebsormidiales, Klebsormidiaceae.